Molecule: messenger RNA, 954 nt
Organism: Aspergillus welwitschiae
Lineage: Eukaryota; Fungi; Ascomycota; Eurotiomycetes; Eurotiales; Aspergillaceae
Exons: 3
Coding region: 1-954 (317 amino acids)
Source: RefSeq, a predicted model, not a curated record
AUGCCUUCUUAUCCGGAAACCGAACUCUACGUCAAGUUUGUUGACGCAGGGGAUUUCCCACAUAUUGGAUCUGGGCAGAAGGAGGCACCGCUCCCGUCGGAUUUGAAAAACCAUGUGCGAGAUAUCUCCAAAGUUCAGAAGGAAAAACUGAUAGCCGCCGUGACCCAAAAGAUUACCACGCUGCAAGAAGCUCAAACUCAAGUUCCUCCGCUUUUUGGCAAAGAAGGGUCCAGUGCGAAAGAGGAAUGGGAGAAACUUCUUCGUAUGGCGGUAGAGAAAAAGAUCCCCGGUGCAGGAGAAGCCCUGGAAAAGCUUGGUUCGCUCCAUGUAUCCGAGGAAGGUCGACAGGAGGAUCAGCUGAACCCCUCAAUGGCUUCCCCGAGUCUGGACUCCGAUAGUCGAGGAGCGCCCAACCACUCGGGUGCAGAUGGCAUGGACCUUGACAACCAACAGGAAACGGAGAAUAACGACCAGCAGGAGAACCCUCAAGAGAAAGAGCCGAGCGGCUCUGACACGCAAUCCCCAGCAAGGGGAGAGAACAACGGCCAGCCGGAGAACCCUCAAGAGGAAGAGCCGAGCGGCUCUGACACGCAACCGUCAGUGGCCGUGAAGAGAGAAGAGUCUCCUUCUAGGAUAACAGCGAGUAUUCCCUCAGUUAGCCCGGAACCGAACCGGCCAAGACCAGGUCACAGAUUGGAAUUGGAAGAUGAACUCGAUGAAGUGCCAUGCGAGAACGUUGGCUGGACGCAAGUCGGCGAAGACAAGUGCCAUGAUUGGCCUUGGGUCACAAUGCCUUUGCCCAACGGUGGUGCAAUCAUGGCUGAAAAACAGACAAACAGGCAGUCGCUCGGUUCUAUGAGGGCUGGCAAAAAAGACACCAUCAGCUUGUUUGUCGUGGAGAUCCCUGUUCUAGAGGAGGUCGAAGGAACUGAUGAAUGGAGAACUUGCAUCUGA